Messenger RNA from Naegleria fowleri, 504 nucleotides. RefSeq lists its product as uncharacterized. Gene Ontology annotation, biological process: response to hydrogen peroxide; response to salt stress; response to heat. NCBI's taxonomy places the organism in Eukaryota, Heterolobosea, Eutetramitea, Acrasida, Naegleriidae. The transcript is spliced from 2 exons. The coding region runs from base 1 to 504 and encodes 167 amino acids. The record is from RefSeq and is a predicted model, not a curated record.
AUGUCCCUCGUAAAACGCUUGUUUGGAUCCUCACCACAUCAGCAUCACACAUUCAGACCCAUCCGAUCUAGAAAUCCACUCUAUAACUUUCUAUCUUCCUUUACAGACAAUGACAUUGUUCAACCCUUAGUCCAUUCACCCUUCUCUACAUUCAAUUCUCCACUCGUGGAUGUGAAGGAAAGUCCAACACAAUUCGAACUCAUUGCAGACGUUCCUGGUUUCAAGAAGGAAAAUAUUCACUGUACCAUUGAUGAAGAAACACAAACUCUCAUUCUUCAAGGAGACAAAGAAAGUAAGGAAGAAAAGGAUUCACAGUAUAUUCUACAUGAACGUUUCAAUGUUGGGUUUUCUAGACAGUUCGAUAUUCCUGAUAAUGUUAAAAUUGAUGAAAUCAAAGCAAGUAUUAAGGAUGGUCAAUUGAGAUUAAUCAUUCCAAAGAGUGAAAGCUAUCAGCCACAUCCAGUUCAUUCUGAAAAAGUCAAAAAUAUACAAAUUGAGGAAUAA